UAUUCGUGCCACGUUGAUCGGUAGGAUUUACGUGGAUUUUAAUAUGUCAUUUUUACUUAUAUAGUUGAAUUCUGUGCAUACUAACUUCAUACACACUUACGACUUCUCAGUGUAACAAGAAGACUCUUUCUAAAAUAUAUGCGUUUUAGAAGUAAACAGAGACUACACACCUAGCAAAAUGAGAAUCAAAGAAAUUGAUCGGACUGCAAAUUUGGCAUGGUCACCAGCAACGCAGUAUCCAAUUUAUCUGGUGACAGGAACGGCAGCCCAACAGCUUGAUGCAACAUUCAGCACCUCCUCUGCACUAGAAGUAUAUGGAUUGAAUUUGGCUGAAGCGACACUAGAUAUGCCAAUGUUGGCCUCUAUGCCAUCGGACUGCAGGUUUCAUAAAGUUCUGUGGGGGUCCCAUGGAAUCGGUGGGAAGGAGACGCCAUCUGGUUUGAUAGUAGCUGGAACCGACAAUGGGUCUAUUCAGGUCUAUGACGCAGCUUCCAUGUUGUCUUCCAAGAAGGACUGUCUUGUUUUUGAGAAGUCGCAGCACACGGGAGCCGUUAAAGCCCUCGAUUUCAAUCCAUUUCAGCCAAAUCUUCUUGCUUCUGGUGGUUCUGAAUCAGAGAUUUUGAUCUGGGACAUGACGAAACCGGACACUCCUAUGACACCUGGACAGAAGUCGCAGCCACCAGAAGAAGUAGCCUGUGUGUCUUGGAAUCGACAAGUGCAGCAUAUUUUGGCGUCCACGUUCACCGCUCGCUGUGUGGUGUGGGAUCUGAGGAAGAACGAACCGAUCAUCAAGAUCAGUGACAGCAUGUCCAGGAUCAAGGCUAAAACUGUGGCCUGGCAUCCUGAUGUAGCUACUCAGUUAUGCAUUUCAUCGGAGGACGACCACACUCCAGUUAUACAGCUCUGGGACCUCCGCUAUGCCACAUCGCCUCUCAAAGUGCUAGAAAGUCACCAGAAAGGUAUUCUGUCCAUGGCCUGGUGUCCUCAGGAUGCUGACCUGUUGAUGACCUGUGGAAAAGACAAUAGAAUCUUAUGUUGGAAUCCCAACUCAAAUGUGCCGGGUGGAGAAGUAGUCUAUGAACUGCCGACCAGCAAUCAGUGGUGUUUCGAUGUGCAGUGGUGUCCACGGAAUCCUUCCAUUAUCUCCAGCUCAUCGUUUGACGGUCAUAUAACAGUGUACUCUCUCCUAGGAGGUGGCCAUCCAAUACAGCCCAGCAACAAGGUUGCAGAUUCGUUUGGUACAGCCGACCCAUUUUCACAACCACAGGUCCAUGUUCCCUCUCUCGAGCAGGAUAAAGUGAUGCCAUUACAAAAACCACCGAAAUGGCUCAGAAAACCAGUGGGAGCUUCUUUUGCUUUUGGCGGGAAACUGGUGAGCUUUAUUCACGAGAAAGCUCAGAAUCCGCAGCAGGUGGUUCCGAAACAGGUUCACAUCAGCCAGGUUAUCACCGAGGGUGAGCUGUUGAGUCGGUCCGAACAGUUGGAAUCCGCACUGCAGAAAAACCAGGCUACUGAGUUCUGUGCCAUGAAAGCUGCCAACAGUUCGGACAACAUGCAAGAAAACAUCUGGAAUUUCCUACUUGUGAAUUUCGAGAGUGAACCAAGAACCAAAUUCCUUCAGUUGCUAGGAUAUGACAAAAAUGAACUGGCAAGAAAGGUUGAGGAACAUAUUGGAGCAGAUGGAAGCUUGGCUCAGAGUCGAGGUAUUGAUGCCACGGAGCUCGCUGAAAAAAUGUCCAUGCUAAAUGCAUCAGAUUCUUUGAAGGCAGGGGCUCUCAAUGCUGGUGGGCAGGCAUCUCCAAGUGUAGGAUCAAAGACUCCUGGCAGUCGUGACGAACUCUCAGAUGGAUCGGCAGCUUUCGACGAGAUCGCUUCAUCUCAAAACACCGGGAUCCAGACUCCUCUAGCUAUUCCAUCCGAUAAUGAUGCGGAUGGCUUGAUGACCCAGGCUCUGCUGUCUGGUAACUUUGAGGCGGCCGUCGAGAUGUGUCUGAGUGAGAACAAGAUGGCGGAGGCCAUUCUCCUCGCCAUUGCCGGGGGACCCGAGCUGUUGACCAGGACGCAGAAGAAAUACUUCCAGAAGAACAAGAGCAAUCUCGGAAGACUGAUUUCCUCCAUCGUUACUCAUGACUGGAGCCACAUUAUUCAGACCUGUGAGCUAGACAACUGGAAGGAGGCACUGGCCAUCAUUUUAACCUACUCUUCAGCUGACGAGUUUGCAAAUCUAUGUGAUUCUUUGGCGCAUCGUCUCGAGAGUGAGAAGGACGGAGAACUCUCACUGUAUGCCAGUCUGUGUUACAUUUGCUCGGGUAAUGUGGAAAAGCUGGUUGAGAACUGGGUUCGAAACACGGAAAACAGUAAUGCUCCAUUAGCACUGCAGGAUCUUGUUGAAAAAGUGAUGAUACUGAGAAAAGCGGUAGAGAUGUCACGGGGCCAGGCGCCCGAUAUCCCGAGUGGAUACCUGUCUGAUCGGCUGAGUCACUACGCUGGGCUUCUAGCUGCGCAGGGCAGUAUAUUUACAGCCAUCGGAUAUCUACGCAAUACAAAUGAGUCAAGCCUGAUUGCCUUGCAAGACCGGCUGUUCAAAGCUUUUGGCCAGGCUGUUCCGGGAAUCCAGACUCCUCAGUUUCCCUUUCCCCGUGUUGACGUGCAGCCGGAAGGAGCCAAGGCCCAGCCUCAGGUUCAGAGUCACGUGGCGCAGGGCCAGAAACCGGUGCAGCUACACCAGGCGCAAGCAAGAGGCAACGUGCAGACGACCACGACGCCAAGUGUUAACUACUACAAUCCCAGCGCUUACCAGGGGAAGAUCGCUCCUAUGAAUGGACCGACCACACCCACGUAUACCCCAGGCCCAGUAGUCAGCUCAGCAGCUCCAAGUCAUAAAGGUGGUCUACCUCACAAGUACCCAUCCUAUCCGCAGGUGUCGGCAGCAUACGGACUUGAAACAUACAACCAGCAGCCUCCGUACAUGCAGCCAGAAUAUAACUCGAUGAACCACAUGGGUGAACCGUAUGGUGCUCCAACAUCCCAGAUGGGUUCAGCUCCCCAGCAAGGCAUUUACAACCCCACCUCAACACCAGGUGGGCCCUACGUUCCUCAACAGUCGCCGGCGAUGAAUCCCUCUCAUCCAGUCAUGCCGUCUUACCAGGAUGUCCGAGCUGAAACGGCGUGGAACGAUCCUCCACUCAUUUCGAAAAAGAAUCCAACUGUAACGUAUGACCAGCAAGCUGCGAUUACGUCCCCGAUUUAUGGAGCAUCACAGCCGAAUGAACAGGUGCCACCCGGUGCACCGAUGAAUCUAUACAACCCACAAGAACACCAGCCGCCACCACAGAGACCCAUCAUUUCCCACAUGACUUCAGCUCCCAGCGCACAGAUUGGGCAGAAGCCGGCGGCCCCAGCCCCAGAACCCCCGAAACCAGUCGAAAAAGGCCCGGUACCCCCUGAUCACCAGAUCCUACAGGAGAUUUUUAACGGUCUAGUCAAAAACUGUUCACAAGUGGCAACGAAUGCACAAAUGAAGAGAAAGCUGGAAGAUGUUUCAAGGAAAUUAGAACUUUUAUAUGAUCGACUGCGAGAAAGUUCACUCUCUUCCAGCGUGUUGGUUGGUCUUCACCAAAUAAUCCAGGCCAUUCAGCAGUACGACUACACCUCGAGCCUGUCGGUGUACACCCAGCUGGUGAGCCAAGGAAACUUCUCCGAGAUCAGCAGUUUCAUGCCCGGCAUCAAAGUUCUACUGCAGUCGGCUGCCCAGAUGCAGGUCUACGUCAAGUGAUCUGUGAUGGAGACUAUAGCACGACGGUCUAUUUAUUGUGUGUGGAGAGAAAUUCUUUACUGUCACAGUUAAUUUACAUCAGUCAAAUAUUAAACAGAUGCAAUGGUUCAUGUAUAAUGGAGUGGGGGAUGGUUCUGGGUUUUUUUUAUUGUUUUAAAGUUUGUUAAGGUGUUAAAGACAAACCAGGAAUUAGAAAAUUGAAACAUGGUUUGAAGCCUACACCACCAAAUACCUCUAUUAUCAGAUAUGUUAAAAAUACUUUCAGAAAAUAUUGUGGGAUUUUACUUGUAGGUCCAAAUCGGCGAACAACCAUCUCUAGUUUUUGUGUCUCAUGUUUACGGAGUCAGCUUUUGCUUUAAAGUCCUCUUAUGUUAAUGUUUAAUGUUAAAGUUUUGCGUUUAGCUCAGUUUCUCACAAACUAUAAGUCCUAAAGCAAUGAAACUUGGUUUAUGGUUGCACCGAUGGAUGUUUAUCACAGUGCACUAAAAAAACCAUGUUGUGAUAUGCGAGACAUUUUAUUCUACAGAAUUCUUGUUUUAUACUGCAUUAUAAUGCCAUACAAUACUAUAAAAAUAACAACACAUACACAGACAAACUGACUGACUGACUGACUGACAGACAAAUAGUUUACUGGAUAUCUGUUGAUUAUGUAUACAUAAUGUAUAAAUAGAGAAAACCACAAAGAUAUGUUGUAGAUAAUAAGUUUAGCUGAAUGUUUUAACUGUUCAGUUUGAGUGAAGUAGCCAAGUUUCUGUUACAUUAUGUCCAUAUAUGUUUAAUACUCUCUCAAGAACGACUAAUAUUAAUGAAUAUUGGUAGGAACAAGAAGUGUUGUUUAUUGGUUUGAUUCAAAAUACAAGAUGUCCACCAUGACAGUUGGCUUGCUGCAAUAUUUUCAACAACCUGUGAAGAACUGGGUGAAUUUGUGAUGAGACUUUGUAAACAUAUUUAGCAAGUACCUAAGGGAAUGUUACCUUUUUCUUUUUGUUUGUUUUGUUGUUACUGUUGUUGUUUUUCAUUGUCAGCUUUCUCAAAGAUUUAACAUUGUUGCCAUAUCUUUGAUAUUUCGUUUUUCACCAGGCUAUUUUUAGCAAUAGAUUUUGGCCAAAAUGUGGUGCAUUUAUUCCAUCUCCGAGUUUUCUAAUAAUGUCAUCUUUGGACUAAUUUGGGGAUUUGUCCAGGCAUUAUGUGGGUCCGAACAUAGGCCCCUUUCCAAAUGAAAAUGUCACUGAAAAGUACCAAUUUUUAUGCUAAAAAAUCCCAAUAUAUGUAUAUAUAUUUCAUUACAUUUGUGCUAAUAAAUUAAUUUAACAGUAGUCUACUGCAUUAUUCAUUGGCCUGAAAAACAUAUCCCAAGUAUAAUUUACUCAUGCUAAUUGUCCCAUUCCCAUCAGACAUGGGACCAUGGCGAAAAAUCCUGGAUAAAUCCCUGUAAUUGUAAACAUUCACAGUGUAUUUGAAACUCUUCUGUUUCGAUGAGGCGAAAUCCCAGAGUACCUCUCAUAGUGGUGUGGCCAGAAUGGGUUCUCAGCCAUUCACGAACAGUUUCAAAUACACCGUAAUAGUCCACGUCACGGCUCUUUGUUAUUUAUUAUUUUUAUUUUGGUUUUAUUUGAAUAGGUUAGUAACUUGGCUGCUAUAGAGAGCAUAGCGUAGGAUAAAUCAGAUGUGUUUAUUUGAAUGCAGUGAUGAAUGAAUGAUUACUACUAGAGUUGUAUAUGUCAAAAGGACCAAAUGUUUGACAUCCAGUUACCGAUGAUUAAUAAAGCAAUGUGCUUUAGUGGUGGUGUUAAGCAAAACAAACUUUUUGUUAGAGUUGUAUAAAUCAUACCAUAUUGACAACAGAUUCUCAAGUUUGCCAUUAGUAGGUCUACUAGGAAGAAUCUGACGGUCUGCUUGGAUGUCUGGUAAUUAGGAGCACUUCUGGUUAAUUUUCUCAAGUUAUAUAUUUAUUGUUAGUAAACAAAUAUAUAUAGCUAAUAAUCUGAUAAGACGAACCUUGUUGGUUAAGGGGGAGCUAACAUUAUCACUCCCUCAUCCACUUUAAUAUUAAAGGCUUCUUUUUUCAAUUUUUUUUGAGAAAGCAUUAUUUUGUUGUUUUUUAAUGCUAUGUUAGUGUCUGUAUGUUGCUAAAGUGUUUUAAGUAAAUCGUUUAUUUGUCCUUUAUUUUUCACCUGCCACUUUAUUACUGUACAGAUCACAAUUUUUUAAAAGUAGUAAUCUUGCUUAAUCAAUUUUGUAAAAAUUAUUUCUUGUUGCAGGAGUACCUUAGUUUUAACACAUUAUUAUGUAAAUCCUGCAUGUGUAAUUGCUUAAUUAAACUACAACUUGUGCAACAUUAUUGUAUUAUUCCAAAUAUAACAUGAUUUAGGUUGAAACCAGCAAUUAACACCACAAAAACGUCAUUGCAAGUAGUGUAUUCAUAGUAAACUAUAGAUCCUAAUAGUAAUCACAUUGAUUUUUGUAAAUAAAAAAAUCUAGUUUUCUGGCAUAGCAUGGUCUGUAGAAAGAAAGCCUAAUUUCAGUGCAUCAGAAUUGGAAGGAAAGAAAAUGGUUUAUUUAACGACGCACUCAACACAUUUUAUGUACGGUUAUAUGGCGUCAGACAUAUGGUUAAGGACCACACAGAUAUUGAGAGAGAAACCCGCUGUCGCCACUUCCU
This is a messenger RNA of Gigantopelta aegis, 6437 nucleotides long. RefSeq names its product protein transport protein Sec31A-like. Gene Ontology annotation, molecular function: structural molecule activity; protein binding. Bases 179 to 3775 code for a protein of 1198 amino acids. Gene Ontology annotation, biological process: intracellular protein transport; COPII-coated vesicle cargo loading; endoplasmic reticulum organization. The record is from RefSeq and is a predicted model, not a curated record. Lineage: Eukaryota; Metazoa; Mollusca; Gastropoda; Neomphalida; Peltospiridae. The transcript has 27 exons. Gene Ontology annotation, cellular component: COPII vesicle coat; endoplasmic reticulum exit site.